GGACGAGGAGUCAAGAUGGCGACCGCACAGGUUGGGCUUGGCAAGAACUUUGCCAUUUCUUAGAAAAACAUCGACUCUUAUUGCCGAUUUCUUAUCUCAAAACAAACCCAAUGUGUUAUCGGAGACUUGCUUAACUCCUUUUGAAACCAAAUAGUUUAUUUAUUUGUCUUUAUAGGUACAGAAUGACGAUGCUUCCAGGCGAAAUGUCAAAGUUUUCGUCCAAAGGGAUUACUCGCGUGGAACAGCGUGUCGCUUUCAAACGAAAUUUCCCCCCGAGUUAGAAGGAAAGGUGAGAGUCGUAGAUAGAUUAGCUCCUUUCGUAAAUGAAGAAAAAUUUGGCGUUUUCGCGUCUUCCCGGCUUAAGAGAGUUUGUCUUCCGCUUUGGGAUCGUUUGAUCAAGGUUGUUUGAACCUAAGCUUUAUUUGUAAUUUUUGGUCAUAGAUUGCUUGGAAUUCGACUCAAAGAUAAAUAAAGAAAUCGACUAACGUCCUUGUAACACGUUUGCGCCAAUUCGACUGAAAUCGCUUGUUUGGAAUUACAGAGAUAUGGUAGUAACUGUGUACCUUAGGCGAAGUUUCAAUCUUGCAUGGCGUUACAUUAUAUUGUGUAAACAAAGCAGUGCUCGGAUUAUUUUCUCUGUAGUUGUGAAUGGUUAAUGUACUGUGUAGUUAUCUCUUUUAAGCAAAAGCAACAUGCUUGGGAUAGCCUCAAGUGGACAUUUGUUUUGCUUUGUUUUGUUUUCUUUUCUUAACUUAAUUUGUAAUAUUUCAAACAAUGGUUGUCUUUACACUAGGCUGUUAAGUAAGACGUAAGAGCUGCUAAGUUUUACUUAACCAAAAAUGCUUGUGUGAAGGCUUAAUUAAAAUCUCAAGUAAUCUCAUUAAACUCGGAAAGUUGAAACGAUUCAAGAAAGUUUCAAGUGACCUGCAACCAUCCUUAAAACCAACUUAUCGAACUUGCAGUUUCUAAGCUUUGAGAAGGUGAAGCAUGUCAAUCAAUCUUAUUUAUGUUGCGUGGGAAAGCAGGCUUAAGUAAAACUGAAGUAAUAAAGAAAGGUUGUGUGUGAAGCUUUCUUUUGCUUGAAGAAUUUAAAAUAUAUUUCUUAGCUUAUUUAGGCUCUAGUGAAAAGACUACUAAUGAAUUAAAAACACACCUUAACCUCAUAAGCAACCACCCCAUUUUCCAGCUUACAAGAUUUAGCAAGAAUCAGUGGCCGCUUUCAGGAGGGAGUAAAAACCCUUGAAAGCAGAGGUCCACUCAACAUGUAAAUAAAACCGACUGAUUCUUUCUUGCCGAAUCUGUAAUAUAGAGACGUUAAUACCAGAUGUCACUUGAAGUGGGAAUUAAAACAAAACUGAAUGUUUACCUGCCAACUCUCACGCCUUAGGCGUGAGUCUCACGCCUGCGGGUUGAAAACUUCGAUCUCACACCGGCUCUCGCCUGCGGGCCAAUUUCUCACGCCUGAUUGAAAAAUGUGAGUUGUUGCCGUCCUGCUUGACACAAUUUCCAAAAAUACGUUAACUCAGACCCAUGUAAGGAAUGAAAACCAUGUGUAAAAUUAAUAAAUGGCAAUACCUUCCUCGCGAUCUCUGAUUUUUGAAGUGAAAAGCACUGGGAGCGAGCUCGCCUUUGGCAGACUUCGGCAGACUUCGGACGUCUUCGGAAGACUUCGGACGUCUUCGGAAGACUUCGGACUUCUUUGGGAAUCUUCGGAAAUGAUCGUGUCGUCUCCAAAAAUCCCAGCACUCCCAGGAUAAAAAUCUCACGCUUAUAUCUUAGAAAAAGUUGGCAGGUAUAUGAAUGCAAGGCUGGCUAUACAGCAAAGGGGUGAUUUAUUUGAGACCAAUACUUCGGCUAACAAAAUUAGCCUUCCUCAGGGCCAGAGCUACAUUAAAAAAGAAUCAGUCAGAGCAUCUGGAAGGUUGAAGAAAUUUUAUUUUAUACAAAUUCUGUAUUAUGAUAUGGACAGUGCCAUCUUUACACUAUGGCAUUGUCUACAGUUUACUGGAUACUAUGCCAAAGAUUGGCACAGAAACCUACAAGAUAUACAUUGGUAGGGCACAGCCUCACUCUGUUACAGAAACCAUGCCAAACAACAAAAGCAACAAAAGCUAUUGAGGCUGCUAUCCACCACGGCAAUAGCAUCCUUCUCUAUUGGCAUAAUUUUCUUAUCAUACUUAGCGUUAUUCAACAGUUUUUAAAUACAGUCAAACUUCCAUGUCCUCUUGUAUGCGACUACCUCCCAUAAACGACCGCCAAUCCAAAACACCAAAAUUUUUCCAGUCAAAGCCUUGCAGUUGGAACCUCUAUUAAACAACCAUGUCCUGUAAGUAACUGUGACCACUUUUUGGGCCUGACAGUUAAUGAUUUUCCAUUAUUUUUAACCUCUUGUAAGGGGCGACCACUUGAGGCAUUCUCUGGUCUCUAUUAAUUCUCACUGUGUGCACUAUGCUACUUAGAACAUACGAAUAUGCGAAUUUUGUAACAACAUGGAACUACACAUGUCAUAACUUAGGCAUUGCAUGCAAUAAAUAAUCUUCCAUAAAGUAAAUGUGCCUGGACCUCUUCUCGGAAAAUCCCCUUUGUGGUUCGAUUCUUGUAAACAACCACAUCCUGUAAAUGACCACUCAGUCUUUGCAUUUUGAGUUGUUGCUUUUGGGAGGUUCAACUGCAUGUAACUUGGAGGUACUCUUAAAAAGGUUUAUCAAUUCAUUUAUAAUAUGGGUAGGAUGAAGGUAGUCAUUGUUUUUUAAUGAAAUCUCAAGGAUGCAUUACAGUUUUGUUGUUGAAGGCAAAUUUUGAUUGUUUUUGAAAAUUAGGAGGUAGGGAACUACAGACUUUGGAGCCAAUAAGUUGUUUUCUAACUUAGAGCUAUGAUAUUAGCACUAUCAAAAAAGAUAUCAUGCAAAUUGUUAUGUCCUUGAUGCCUAGAAAGGGCAUACCAUGAACUGCCACUUAUUUCAUAGCCCCAAGAACGAAUUAUAAAUCUAAAACACCCAGCUGUAAGCCAGGACCCAUUUGUUAACUACAGUAAAACCUUAGUAACAGUUUCCUUCUCCAGGAAAAUGUAUGUUAAUGCAUUUUCGUUAAACAGGCAAAAAGUAAUGGCUGAUAAACAGCACUUCGAAGCGUUUUAAUAGUUUGAUUAACACUUUUAACGGGUGGGCAAAUAUUUCUAAUGGCUUUGGAAAGCAGUCAAACGGAUUGCCUUGAUUUUCCAAACGGUUUCUUUAACGGGUUGACUAAACAACAUACACGUCUUACAUGAUCAAAGUUUUUAACAACUUAUUGUUGUCUGGGUUUUAAAUGGCUGCUAUCAAUCUCUCCUCAUGUCUUCAUCACAUUAUGGUUGAAAUGGUCAUGGAAAUCGCCUUUCAUUUAAACCAGGCAAAUGUUUCGAAGCACUUGUUUGACAAGAUGUGAUGGAUUGUGUACACAUUUCUUGACAUCUUUCAUUUGUUUUAGACCUUCCCUUGUUGAGUAAUAUUUUAAUUGUGAGCCCUGUUUUUGUUGGACAUUAACAGUUUGGGACUGAAUUUCUGUUCUUAGCUAACUUAUCAUUCAAGCCCAGGAUGUUUAAAUGUUGGCAGAGUAAGAGAAAAAUUUUCCUAUCCACUUGUCCUUUGGACCAGCACUAUAUUAAAUUUGGUUGUCCAAAACCCAAGAGUUCUUCAUGUCCAAAAAGUUUAGUUCGAAACUUAAAAACAAUCAGGCAUUUAAUGUUUUUAAUUUCACUAUUACCUUUGUAAAUUGUUUUUGACUUAAAGCUAAAAUGGAGCUGGUAAAAACAAAUGAAAUGACCAUGGAAAUAUAUUUUUUAAAAACUCUUGGCUAUAAGCCGAGAACCCUCUUGGGCUCAAAUUUCACUUUUAAGUGAAAUUAAAGGUAAAGUUUUAAUUGUGUAAAGCUCGCUCUGCUUAUAGCUGAAUAAAUGCAGUAAAUUAAAAAAAACAGUAAAUACAGAACACAUAUUUUGAUCAGCACUGCUAUAGCUUUGUUAAAAAUGCUUUUUCUAUAGUACUCAGGUGAUAAACGUCCUCAGAGGCCCUUUGGUGAACAAGCAUGACAAUGCAAGACAUUAUGUUUGUGUAAUGACUGAACUUAUGGCCACAGUUUCUUAUUGAACAGGAGCUCUGCUUUUAGGCUUGCCUAAAUCUAGUAUAUUAAAUUUCAGCGUAGGUAAAAAAUUUACCAGAUGUUCAUCAGGAGUAGGGUUUAAAAACGCAUGUUAGAAUUUGGAUGUGCAUUGGUCAUGUGAAUUCUGGACACAGUAACCACUGUAAUGUUCAGUGUACAUGUACCCUUGGACUGUUCUCACUCUCUACAUUACAUUUCAUGUUGCAGCUUGAACGAAGUCAAUUUGAACAAACAGUAAACCACAUUAACGGCAUCUUCGAUGAAGCUGAAAGAGUUGGUGCACGAACAUACCUUGAAGGCUUUUUGGGCUGCAUAACAGCAUACCUUAUUUUCACGUGUAUCCAGACACAGUAUAACAAGGUAACAAUCACUGCGACGAUCAUUUCUUCAUUUUCAUUUCAUUUCCAGGGCUGCAAAUAACGGCCGGUCAACGGACAAUGUCCGGCCUGAUCGCGGACUUGACCGGUCAAACUCCGGUCUUGCCGGUCAUUUUGACCGGUCAUUUUUGGAUACAAACACUUUAUUUUCCAUACAGUUGUCGCUUAAUGCUCUAUAACGCUGCAAUGAUUUCUUUUUUCUUUGGCGUUUUUCGCUGCUUUGCACUAAACCCUUCUAAGAAAAAGAACGCCGCAAUAAAUUAAUUUCAUGUCGUCAUGUCGUAAUCUAACGCCGCAAAGUGAAUAACAAACUGAGUUGGAAAGUAACCCAACGUUGCAAGUCGUACUGUACUUUCGGCUUUGCUGUAAUCAGCAAUGUGACCUUCUUUGGGAAUUCGAAGGAAUUCAGGCAAAUCGAUCGCAAUUCUCAACAGGUCGUCCUGUGUUUCUCCGAGAAUAAAUGUUAGCGCAUCGAUUAAUAAUAAUUUCUUUUAUGUCGAACAUGAAUCUCGUUUGCAGACUCGAUUCCAGAAUGGUCUGAUAAAAAUUUAAACUACUCAAGAGGGAAGGUCGUCGUCUAUCGCGGCGCUAGAUUCUCGUUCUUGUAAACAACUUUAUGCAAAUUUCUGUUGACAUUUGAGCCCUUCGCGAUAAAAUGUUGCGCGAUGACCCAAAUUUAUUAACUGACUUCUGAUCAUCAACACGCUGUUUGUGGAACAAACUUCUCGCCAAUGCAAAUCAACUUCUUUGCCGAAAAUAUCAGCGACGAUUCUUCUUUGAAGAAGUGACUUUCGAUCACGUGCCAGGCAAGGAAAAAGAUCAAGUUUCACCGAUGUUCAUUUCGGAACAUCACCGUAAAACAAGCGUGUGCAGAUUUUGUAAAAUAACCCAAUUUUUUUUUUUUUUUUUUUUCGUAAUUUCUAAAGUUUGCUGAACUGUAUGUGUAUUCCGUUUCCUGAACUUUGGGAGUUUGAAAAGGAUUUACGCUUCACUUUUUACCUCUAGACUUCAGACACCGUCAUGCAAUGAUACUCAAGGUAGAACGUAACUUAAAACGAGGAAACUCUACAACGUGCGAAUGCAUUUUUCACUAAUUUGCUGUCAAAAAUGUGAACGUCAAUGUAGUAAUAACGAUCUAUUGCCAGCAUAAUUGGAUAUUCCUUAGGCAAAAAAAAAUUAUUAGUAUUCAUUAUUUGACCGGCCAGAAUCGGGGUUUGUCCGGGCUAAAAAAUAUUUGGCCGGUCAUCAUGACCGGCAACCUGUUGUCUGUUAUUUGCAGCCCUGAUUUCCGCAGUUCAUAUAUGAUUUAUUUUAUAUAUCAUUAACACUCAUUUCUUUCACGGGAACAUAUGAACCCGCCACGAUUGACCUGCUCCCAACGUCAGUGGCUUCAUAGCUCAGUUGAUAGAGCAUCGCACCGGUAUUGCGAGGUCACGGGUUCAAACCCCAUUGAAGUUCUGAAUUUUUUUUUUGUAGGCUUCUUUACGCAAUUGCAUAAAUUGCGUUCACUGCGACGAUCAUUUCUUCAUUUUCAUUUCAUUUCCGCAGUUCAUAUAUGAUUUAUUUCAUAUAUCAUUAACACUCAUUUCUUUCACGGGAACAUAUGAACCCACAAUUGACCUGCUCCCAAUGUCAGUGGCUUCAUAGCUCAGUUGGUAGAGCAUCGCACCGGUAUCGCGAGGUCACAGGUUCAAACCCCGUUGAAGUCCUCAAUUUUUUUUUUUCAGGCUUCUUUACACAAUUUCAUAAAUUGCGUUCACUGCGACGAUCAUUUCUUCAUUUUCAACACUCAAGCAAUAACAAAAGGGAGCUUAGGAAAUUCUGACAUCAAUAGCAAGGAGAACAUCAAGAUAUAGAUGUUCAAAAGCUCUAUUCAGAGGAUGACUUGAUUAGUUUUCUUAAUACAUAUACUUAUCUAAUGGAUGGUGGUUUAUCCAGUGUGUAAUACUAUCCAACAUUUGAACAACCAGGACAAGAAGGAGAGGCUUAAAAAAGGGAGUUGCUGAUAAGAAAAAUUACGUAACAUAUGAAAAGCUAAAACAUGUUUUUUCUUCCCUUGCAGUGUUUGAAAAGACUAGCAGAAUAUGUAAAUGAGCAGAACCAAAGUGUGUUUGUUCCGCGAGGACUGAUGAUAGUUAACCCUAUGGAGAGAGGACUUCGAGUUGUAUCCUUUCAUGAAUUUUAUUCAGUUUCUACUGCCUGUAUAGCCACUGAAUUCCUUUUUAUCUGA
Messenger RNA from Porites lobata, 6744 nucleotides. The record is from the annotation of a GenBank genome assembly. Lineage: Eukaryota; Metazoa; Cnidaria; Anthozoa; Scleractinia; Poritidae.